Molecule: messenger RNA, 1883 nt
Organism: Leptonychotes weddellii (Weddell seal)
Lineage: Eukaryota; Metazoa; Chordata; Mammalia; Carnivora; Phocidae
Gene: CCDC134
Product: coiled-coil domain containing 134
Source: RefSeq, a predicted model, not a curated record
GGUUCCUGCGAUGCUGCCUGGCGCCUAGUGUGAGGUUCCGCGCCUCUGCUGUUCGCCCCGUGGGCUCUAGAGCCGGGCUGCGCGCCGCCGUCCUAUCCGCACGCCCCUUCCCGCACCGACUUGUCUGCUCUAGGAUCUUGGAUAUGGAUCUUCUUCAGUUCCUCUUUGUCCUGCUAUUGUCUGGGACAGGAGUCACAGACACCCUGAAGACCUCCCUGGACCCGAGCCUGGAGAUCUACAAGAAGAUGUUUGAGGUGAAACGGCGAGAACAGCUGCUGGCCCUGAAAAACCUGGCACACCUAAACGAUGUCCACCAGCAGUACAAGAUUCUUGACGUCAUGCUCAAGGGGCUCUUUAAGGUGCUGGAGGACUCGCGGACAGUGCUCAUUGCUGCAGAUGUGCUCCCAGAUGGGCCCUUCCCCCAGGACGAGAAACUGAAGGAUGCUUUCUCCCAAGUAGUGGAGAACACGGCCUUCUUCGGUGAUGUGGUGCUGCGCUUCCCGAGGAUUGUGCAUCACUACUUUGACCACAAUUCCAACUGGAACCUUCUCAUCCGCUGGGGCAUCAGCUUCUGCAACCAGUCGGGCGUGUUUGACCAGGGGCCCCACUCGCCCAUCCUUAGCCUGAUGGCCCAGGAGCUGGGGAUCAGCGAGAAGGACUCUGACUUCCAGAACCCAUUUAAAGUAGACCGCCCAGAGUUCAUUUCCAGCACCGACCCUUUCCAGAAGGCCCUGAGGGAGGAGGAGAAACGCAGGAAGAAAGAGGAGAAGCGGAAAGAGAUCCGAAAGGGCCCACGGAUCUCAAGAUCCCAGUCGGAGUUAUAGCCGGGAACAGCGCAGGGCUCAAGGGGCCAGGAGGAGACAACUCUGGAGGAAGAGGCGGAGGCAUCGACUGGUGGUGAGAGCUGGCCCCUGUGAACAGGGAGGUGGCAUUUGCUCAGCCCCCUGGAGCCGGCUCUGCGCCCUAACAGAAGUGACUGGGCCACAGAGGACUGAAUUUCCUUCCAGGGGCUUCCCUGGAGAGGGUGCCAAGGGGGUCUUCAGAGGAUGCCAUGCUGCAGAUCAAACCAUGUCGAGAUGCUGGGGGAGGCUGGAAGGAUCCCAGGCUGGACUCUCCCUUUGGGUUAGGACCGCUGGCCAGCUGGCUGCCGCCCUUGAGGAGGGCUCUGAGCCACUUCUGGAAGUGCCGUGCCUGCUGCUGGCCCCACUGUGGCACUGUGCUGCCCAGCACAGGUCCCAGCCCCCUGCAAAGGCACAGUAAAAGCCAGCAGACCCUCUGGGCUAACAGAGGCCAGUUUGGGCCCCAGGGAGCUGUGAGCCCUUUCAUGGGCCAGGGGCCUGGCAAGGCAGUGAAGCAGGGCCUUGGCUUAGGUCUCCUAGUCCUUUCUCAGCACUGUCCUUCAUGAAGGAGUGUCCAAAGGUGUUCAGCCAAAGACUGUAGAGCAGCAUGAUCUCUGUCCCAUCAGAUAUUGGGGAUAGUCCAUGAACAGGUGCAGGGUAGAAUCAACGUGUCAUCUCUGGCAACCCCAGGAGACCCUUGGCCUGUGGGUAGGCGAUGUCAGGGGACAGGCUCUAGCUCUGCAGGAGGCUGUGCUUUGUAAUGGCAGGGCUGCCCCAAGCUGGACUGGUCAGAGAGCUCCCCAUGGCAGAGACCAGGGGCCACAGAGCAGGGAAGCUGCAAGGGAAUUAGGCCCCGAAUUGGCAGCUACCCUUUAAUCAUGUCCCUCCCAGGCAGAGGAGGGAGGGGCUCCGGUGGGAAUUCCAGUUCAGUCUCUUUGACCUUGCCAAGCUAGGUCUGUGUCUUAAAAGGGGAGAGACAGGGCGCCUGGGUGGCUCAGUUGGUUAAGCGACUGCCUUUGGCUCAGGUCAUGAUCUUGGAGUCCU